This is a messenger RNA of Phragmites australis (common reed), 2133 nucleotides long. RefSeq names its product putative UPF0481 protein At3g02645. The transcript is spliced from 2 exons. Bases 285 to 1970 code for a protein of 561 amino acids. NCBI's taxonomy places the organism in Eukaryota, Viridiplantae, Streptophyta, Magnoliopsida, Poales, Poaceae. The record is from RefSeq and is a predicted model, not a curated record.
CUGGUGAUGAAUUUACAAUGGGAGCAUGCAUGCAUGCAUACAUACUUAUGCAUGUUUCACGCUUACGCGCGCGCUGCCUAAACUAUCUUUUCAACUCGUAACCACCCACCCACUUGCGCGCGUAACUGCCAGGAGGCGAGACUGGUAUAUAGCCACAGCUUCUCGCAUAGAAGCCAUAGAAGCAAGUAAACAAAGUGUACAGCUCGAUCACACUAGCAAGAUCAUCAUCAGCAAGUAGCUGCCAGCACGAGAACGCGCGGUCGAGAUCUAGAUCAUCGGGAAGCAUGGCGCUGUCGGAGCUGCAGGCGCGGGCGCGGUUCGUGCAGUCGUCGGCGGCGAACGCGGGCGUGCACUUCGACGAGGACCGGUGGCUGAGCCGGGUGCGGCAGACCCUGGAGCGGGAGGCGGCGGAGGAGCUGGGCGCGGCGGCCAAGGUGUUCGACGUCCCGCGAGUGCUCAGGGCGACGAGGCCCGAGGCCUACCUGCCACAGCACUUCGCGCUGGGGCCGUACCAUCACCACCGGCCCGACCUCAGGGACAUGGAGCGGUACAAGCUCGCCGCCGCCAAGCGCGCCGAGAAGCUCUUCGCCGACGGCCAGAAGUUCGACCACCUCGUGCGGCGGCUGCUCGAGCUCCAGGACAAGAUACGCGCGCCCUACCACAGGUUCCUGGAGCUAAGCGAUCAGAUGCUGGCAUGGAUGAUGGCCAUCGACACGUGCUUCCUGCUCGACUUCCUCGAGAGCUACCACCGCGACGAGGUCACGGACAUGGUGUCGUCGGCGACCACAUGGAUCAACGCCACCGUGCGUGACGCCAUGAUGCUCGAGAACCAGCUCCCGCUCUUCCUCUUCGCCCAGGCCCUCGCGCUCCGCCACGCCACCGAGCAGGCCGCCGCCGACGCGCUGCACGGGGUGUUCGCCCGCUUCAUCAGGGAGGUGUCCCCCAUCAAGACCAGCGCCGAAGUGGUGGUCGCCGACCUCGCCAGGCACGCGCACAUGCUCGAGCUCCUCUACCACUUCCUCGUGCCCGCCGCGGACGUCUUCGACGUAGAGGACCGGGAGCCGCCGCCGAUGGUGCCCGAGGAGUUCACCAUCGACAUGAUCGACCCGUCGCAGCAGCUCCCAGACUACGACAAGGUGAAGCAGGCGUGCUUUCAGGUGUCCAGCCUCGACGUGGCGCCGGUGCGGUUCGUCCGGACGAACCUCAUCGCCCGUCUGAUGAGAAUGGCGUCGAGGCUCCCGGGGCGGCUGAUGGGCAAGGUGCCGCUGCUGUCGGCGGUGGCGCCGCUGGUGACCAAGCUGAUGACGUCGACAGACUUGGAGGCGCGUGUCAAGGGCGUGAACCUGGGGACCAUCAUCAACUCGCCGCUGGCGCAGGAGAUCAUGAUCCCGUCGGUGGCGCAGCUGGCGCGGUGGGGCGUCCGGUUCGAGCCGGCGCCAGAGGGCAUCGCGGGGAUCUCCUUCGACGCGGCGACGGCGACGCUGAGCCUACCCAUCAUCACGCUGGACGGCAACACGGAGGUGGUCCUGCGCAACCUGGUCGCCUACGAGGCCGUCGCCGUGCGGGGGCCGCUGGUGCUGGCGCGGUACACGGAGCUGAUGAACGGCAUCAUCGACACGCCCAAGGAUGUGAAGAUCCUGCGGCAGAGCGGCGUGGUGGUGAACCACUUGAAGAGCGACAAGGAGGCGGCGGACAUGUGGAACGGGAUGUGCCGCGCGACGCGGCUCAGCAAGGUGCCCCGGCUGGACGUUGUGAUAAGGGAGGUGAACGCGCACCGGAGCCGGAGGGCGGCAGCGCGGGCGCAGAAGCUGCUGAAGAAGUACGUGUUCAGGUCGUGGAAGAUCCUAACGCUGCUCGCCGCCGUCGUGCUGCUGCUCAUGACGGCCAUGCAGACCUUCUGCUCCGUCUACCCGUGCAGAAGCUGGUUCGUAUCCGUGCUCCAGAUGCCGCCGCCCGGAGGAGCCUCCUAGCUAAUUCAUUCAUGAUUUGGAAUUAGCAGGCGAAACCGCCCAUUAUAUACUGUAAAAAGUUGUAAAAAUCAUUCCUUCUUAAUGUUGUUGUUGACUUGUUGUUGCUUUAAAAAAAAAAAGACUAAUUAAGGCCUUAUGGCAGGAGCUCUGCCCUACGUUUUAA